GCUGACAGGAAGUGAAGUCACCGCGACGGUAGCGGCAGGGCUGCGCGAGUUAGCGCGAGUUAAAGCGAUUUUAUUUGAUUAAAGUUGACUUAUUAAAGUGAUUUAAUCCAUCACAGGUCAUUAAUCAGCUCAGGAGUGACGCGGAGUCAUCAGACGAUACAGAUUGAAAGCGUGAUCUGGAUGGACUCGAAUGCUGAUUAUUUAUCAUGUUCAGUGAAUGUGCAGUGACUCUGGUCUGACUCGUUGGUCUUAAACGAACACAAUCCGGUCCGCAGCAGUCAUGUCUCUUCCGGAGGAAGCAGGGGAUCGUGGGAAGGAGCGGGAGCGCGGUGCACGGCCCAAAGUGCGUCAGAGCCGCUCAGAGGAGAGACGAGACGGAGGGAGGCAGAAGGGAGGGAGAGGGAAGAAGAAGAGCCACCUGUCCCAUGACCUGACCUCGGAGCGGCCCUUGAGCGACGGCUUCGAGUACGGGGACCUUCUGAACGAUUCCAGCGAAUCCCUGCUCUCCGAACGGGUUUCCGCUGAGGACACGGAGAGCAAGGCGUCCGGAAGCAGCAGGACGCUCCGCCAGAAGAUCCAGGACGCAGUAGGCCAGUGUUUCCCCAUUAAAACCCACAGCCAAGUCCUGUCCCCUUCGCCGUCCUCCAGGCGUAAGAUCCACCUCAGCGAGCUCAUGCUGGACAGCUGUCCGUUCCCCGCUGGCUCGGACCUGGCACAGAAGUGGUACCUCAUCAAACAGCACACGGCUCCCAUCUCUCAAGCUCCGGUCCUAGACUCCGGACCCACGCUGGUCUGCGCCGCUGUGGAGGACGAGGACGACCGCUUACGAGAGAGACGCCGGAUUAGCAUCGAGCAGGGAGUCGAACCUCCACCCAACGCUCAGAUACACACCUUCGAAGUGACGGCACAAAUCAACCCGCUGUACAAGCUCGGACCCAAACUAGCUCCGGGGAUGAAUGAGUUAGCCGGAGACGAGCGCGCUACACUGCUCCUGCAGAGAUGUUUGGACACGCUCGAUGAAGUCGUGGCAUCCUCGUCAUCAGAUUUUGAUCUGUGUGCCGCAUCUCCGCCUCUAGUUCAGCCGGACAGUCCUAAAUCACUCGACGGAUUCCAUCGCAUCCACACGCAGAUCGAUUACAUCCACUGUCUAGUCCCCGAUCUGCUCCGGAUCACUAACCUGCCGUGCUACUGGGGCGUCAUGGACCGAUACCAAGCCGAAACACUGCUGGAAGGCAAACCCGAAGGAACGUUCCUCCUGCGUGACUCUGCUCAGGAAGACUACCUGUUCUCGGUCAGCUUCCGGAGGUACGGACGCUCGCUGCACGCAAGGAUCGAGCAGUGGAACCAUAACUUCAGCUUCGACGUGCACGACCCCAGUGUGUUCCACGCUCCCACCGUCACCGGUCUGCUGGAGCACUAUAAAGACCCCAACUCCUGCAUGUUCUUCGAGCCGCUGCUGUCGAACCCCAUCCACCGCUCGCAGCCCUUCAGCCUGCAGCGCAUCUGCCGCGCCGUCAUCAGCAGCAGAACCUCGUACGACGGCAUCAAUGCUCUGCCGCUGCCCAGCGCUCUGAAGGAGCACCUGAAGGAGUACCACUACAAGCAGCGCGUGCGCAUCCGCAGACUGGACACCUGGUGGGAGUGACCGCGGACCAGACCGGACGAGUGUGUCAGACGAUUAAUCACGAUUAAUCACAUGCAGAGUACUAGUUUUUGUUUGCAAAAUAUACAGUCAAUCCAAAAAUUAUUCAGACAAUAGAUGGUUUGGUUUGACUGUAUGUGUGUGUGCCAUGCAUGUUUAUUAUGUAUAUAUAAAAACACAUGCAUGUGUAUGUAUUUAAGAUAAAUAAGUUGUUUAUAUAUUUAUAUAAGAAUAUAAAUGUAUAUACAUGUAAAUAUUUUCAAAAUGUGUUCUGUUUGUGUGUAUUUAUAUAAACAUAAUAAAUAUACACAGAACACACACAUAUAUUAUGUAAACAAAAACUUCUUUUUGGAUGCGAUUAAUCACGAUUGAUCGUCGGACUGCACUCGACCGGAAGUGCCACGACGCCUGAUAUGAAGACGUGAGUGCCUUUCUGACGCUCCUCAUUUUGAGGUUUAAACGCUGUUAGCUCGUCUUCUCGAUGUUGGCAGUUCGUCACGGAGUAACACCGAAUCAGCAAGCCUUUCUUAUUUUAGUGUUGCAUUUGGGAGUUACGACCUGUUCACAACAAAAAUGAUAACUAUAACGAUCACUUUAAUGAUUAUUAUCGUAGACUUUAAAGUUGAUUAUAACAAUAUAAUGUUAACUAUAAAGUUGAAUAAAAUAGACUUUAACGUUGUCUCUAAUGUUGAUUUUAACAAUAUAACCCUAACUAUAAUGUUGACUAUAAUGAUAUAGCAUUGACUGUUGAAUGUCCAUUUGUAUAUGCUAUUAGGCAACAUUUUAUUCAGACAGUUUAUUAAUAGACAUUUUUUUAAAAGUUUCUCUUGGAAUAAUUUUCUAAAUUUUAUGGUACAUUAAAUAGAAAAAAUCUAGUUUAUUGUUACUGUUGCCAUAAUUGUUAAAUUAAGUAUAUAUAUGUAUGUAUUUUUUUGUACGUUGGAGGUUUUUAAGAUAAAAUUGUUACAUUAUUGUAAACGAGGAAUUGAAAUGAUAUUGUCAUUAUUAUAAAACCGUUGAUUUUGCCAUGGAUAUAGCCAUUCCUGCUGAUUAAAUUUGUGUUAAACUUAAAAACAAUUAAUAAUGUUAACUAUAAAAUUGAUUAAAACAAUGUAGCGAUGACUGUAACAGUGAGUAUAGCAUUGACUAUAUUGAUAAUUAUACCGAUGGCUAUAACGCUGACUGUAAUGUUGACCGUUACAACAAUUAUUGACCAAAUGUUGACCAUAACGAUAAAUAUUAAGUAAAGUGAUGACUGUAACCAUGACUAUUGUUAAAUAUAACAACAGUCAUAACUAUAACACACAUGUUAAUGUUACUUUUAUUCUAAGUGCAUACCGUCUCUUUAAAAUCUUAAGAUCUUUAAAGUCAGUGGAUUCUGAUUGGCUGUAAAUGUUUUUAUCAUUCAUCAGCUGAACAAGAACACACAAUGUCCAGCACAAAUGCUCCUCUGUAUCGUUAUCGGUGUAGUUAUAGUUAUCGGUAUCAUUAUCGGUAUCAUCAUUAGUAUCGGUAUCAUUAUCAGUAUCCUUAUCUGUAUCAUUAUCGAUGUAGUUAUCGGUAUCAUUAUCAAUAUCGUUAUCGGUAUAGUUAUCGUUAUCGGUAUAGUUAUCGGUAUAGUUAUUGUUGUUUAAUGCAGCAGGUUGGGUUUCUUCUGUAUGGAGUGAAACUACAGUGCAGUGUGGAGUUUGAAGAGGCAUAUGGAACAGUUCCUCACGCUAGACGAUGUCAGCUCUUGAUCUUUCGUUCAUAACGUCAGCCACUUAUUCCAGACACGUAUCCGCUGCAUGCUAACGCCACUGGAGUACAUUACACUGGAGAACUGCUGCUAAUGGAGCGUCUCAGUAUCAUCUCUAUCGACCCUGCACUCCUCUUCACUCCCAAGAGCCCAGUAUGCUCACCAUUCACACUCAGAAUGCAUGUCUGCUCUUUUAAUCACAGCAUACGUCACAGACAGAUAUGCUUCUGCCACAUGAUGCUUCAUUCAGAAGUGGAUCAUUUCACCAAAUUUUGAGCCUGUAGACGGUAGAACAGAUCUAAUGCACAGUACUGCAGAUCUCGAUUUAUUCUCAUUGACUCAUCACGUCUCGUUUAGUGUAAUAUGAGAGCUUGGACAUGAUUUGAUUGGGGAAUGACAGGAUUCUGGAUUCUCUGAAUGCUGAGGGCUGGUUUUUCCAUCUGGACGUCAGAGAUGUAUUGGAGAAACGCUCCAAACACUCAAUCACACAUUCAUUCAUUCAUUCCAAAGCAUUGAUUUUGUUUUUAAUGUUCAUUUACUGUAUCGCGUUGUGAUUCCACUCGAGGCAUGUUUUAGUGGUUUAUUUUAUCUAGAAACCAAAUAUCUAAACUACUGAACCCCAUUGAAAACAACUGAGACGAGCGAGACAUCUAUGAUGUUAGAAACACUUGUGAAACUUUGUGAAAAUGUCAAAGAUGUUCCAGAAGCUGCAGCAUUGAAUCUUAACUCAAAGGGGCCAAACGCCAUGUGUUUGGAGACUAAACGAAAUCAGAGUCCGCUGCAGUGUGAUUAAACAACUGUUAGCAUAUUUAUAACAUUAUCCUGCCGUCUCUGUUGGGAUCUUUUUUAUCAGUCUGGAUUGAUGUGAAGCACAGUGAGUGUGUUUUUUUUUGUGUGUGUGUCGACAGUUUACCGUGAUUUCCAGAGGACCAUCAUGAAUGUCACAAACUUCUGUUGUUAAAGCAGCUUGCCUUGUUUUUUUAGGUUUUCUUUUUUUACACUGAUAUUAAUUUAUUUUCUACAUUAAGGCUUGUCUAAUAUGCUUAGCAUUUUUUCACAUGUGUUUCUCAUAUAUAGUAUAAAGCCAAGUGUCAAUAAUUUUAUUGCUGUGUAUGGUGUAACAAAAGCACAUAUUAAUAAACUAUGUUGGAUCUUUAA
Messenger RNA from Carassius gibelio (silver crucian carp), 4538 nucleotides. RefSeq names its product suppressor of cytokine signaling 5-like. Gene Ontology annotation, cellular component: phosphatidylinositol 3-kinase complex. The coding region runs from base 281 to 1645 and encodes 454 amino acids. Gene Ontology annotation, biological process: intracellular signal transduction; phosphatidylinositol phosphate biosynthetic process. The record is from RefSeq and is a predicted model, not a curated record. Lineage: Eukaryota; Metazoa; Chordata; Actinopteri; Cypriniformes; Cyprinidae. Gene Ontology annotation, molecular function: 1-phosphatidylinositol-3-kinase regulator activity. The transcript is spliced from 2 exons.